Messenger RNA from Varroa destructor (honeybee mite), 4056 nucleotides. RefSeq lists its product as uncharacterized. Gene Ontology annotation, molecular function: tubulin binding. The record is from RefSeq and is a predicted model, not a curated record. Lineage: Eukaryota; Metazoa; Arthropoda; Arachnida; Mesostigmata; Varroidae.
GCUUGCAACCACCACAUAAACAUAACGACCAUUGUAUGCCUGAGCUCGUGCAUGGAAAGAUGGAAAUCGGGAAAAAAUUACUCGCCCCAGCAGAGGAGCCCCCAAAAGAACCCCCUCCAACGAGUCACAGAUUGAGCGUCAGGCAUGUUCAAGCAAAAGUCGACACAUUUGAGAAUAUCGGCUACAGAUCGCACCAAGGUAGUUUUAGGAUCCCUAAACACAAACUUCCAUACAAACGGAAGGUUCCAUCAAGAAUCGGUUCGCUCAGCAACCUAUGUCACAAACCCGGAGGGGGUCAACAGGUUAAGGUCUUUUCAAGGCGUGUUGAUUUUCGUUCCGGAGCGCAGUCUCGCAUAGGUGAGGUAAUUCAUGGAAACGUGCCCUCGACGACAGAUCGUUUUGACCAAAGGGGCAGUAUUGUUGACAAACUCACCGAUAGCUUGCGCUCUACAACCAGCCUGCAGGAGAAGGAGAAAACGGACGAAGUAGGGACAGUAGAGCUAUCCGAGGAACCUCAAUCUGAGGGACAACAUGAAAUCACAGCUUCGAAACUGAAUAAACAUGGCGCUUACAUUAUAAGUGGGACAUUGUCAGCCGCGAACACUAGACAAGAGGAUGGAGAUGGCACAGGGAAUGAUGGGUACAGUUGGAGCGUAGAUAAAGUCGAUGAAUUAUUAACGUCUACGCAGACAAUUCCUACAGAUAGCGAUCCAUCUGCAGCACUAAAGAAGGACAAACGAGCUGAAGCUUAUCUGAGACCUGGAGGUGAUGAACAGACGAGCUUGACACUGUCUGCUGAGGCCGGCGGAUCACCGAAAAGAGCAAUUCAAAUAAACACAAGUAAAAAGAGUCAGGUCUCCCAUGCUAAAUGGAGGUUCUGAGACUCCUCUGUCCACGCACUAUCCAAACCUAUAUCAAGCGACUAUUUGAAGAAUCGUCAGAUUUUGUUCACGAGUCUCCCAUUGGUACGUGUAUGUAUCGAAAACGUUCACUCUAAACCAGAUCUACUAUUCGACGCCUUGUUUUCGUUUACGAAGCAUACCGACUUGUAGGUCACAGACAUGUUUAGUCCAACUUCAUGUAUAAAUUACUUAGUAACCCCUCAGAAUUGUCAAGUGCAUUUUUCGCUUCGUUAACGCCGGAGUGGUCUUCACCAAUAACAGUGUUUCCAUUAUAGAGACUCUCCCUAACACUCAAUAGACACGCUUUUUAGACGAAACGAUUUAUUAGUAAACCUAAGGCAUAAUACCGCGUUGUCAACUAUACAGUUGACAAGCAUUUAAAUAUCUGACAGAUGAAAAAAAAAUCAAUUUACGCUUGUUUUUUAUAUCUUGUAAAAUUUAUGGUAAAGAAUCUACGCUGAACGUAACGAGUAUGACCGCAAGCUCUACAAAAAUAAAAAUAGAAAAAUAAUGAAAGAAGAGCUAUUUCUUUAAUUAACAAUAAUAUUACGGUAUUGUUGUUGUUGCCGUCGUUGUCGAAAUAGAAUUCGGUGCGCAUGUGAGCGAUUUGAGUGGUUGUUUAUUUUCAAAUGAAUGGCACAUUAUGACGUUUCUAUCUCUCAUUGGCUUUUGUAGUUACGCUCCAAAUGUGCGUCUGCUCCAUGAUUAAGUAUCGUUCAGUCUUACACCCAGAUAUGCCAGUUUUCAAUUUUUUGUUUGUAUUUGGAAUAGAGUUCCGGAGAGACGACAAAUUUCUGUGAGUAGCAUAACAUGUCAAACACGGCUGAGAGCCCGCGUAAAGGUUAAUUAAGCUAUUAACGGAAAACUCCAACAAUCGUUCUUAGCGUACUUUCAGCGUUGAUGGUUUCCCCGCUUCCACGAGGUGUCUAUCCGUAACGCAGAGUGCGUUGCCAGUGCGAUGAGUGAAUUGUUAUUGUCACAGCUGAAUCUUACAGAAAUCGUAUAUAGCGUUGUGAGGGAAGCGUUAACUAGAAACCUUACGACACUAAAGAGUUGACUGCGAGUCCCAAGUAGACGUGAUCAGAUCUGCAUAGGCACAACACACUUACAGACAUACCUAGGGAACAAUUGAUCCUUGCAAUCAUUUUGACCGUCUCAUCAAAUCCUCUCGACAUUCGAAAUAUCAAACAGAGAACAUAAAGCAAGGCAUUCAACUUGAUUGAAAUUCUCAAUGAAACAUUUUGACAUUUGAAUACUUUUUUUUUUUAUUUAGCCGCGAAUGAACUUAGGAUCUUAGGAACUACUGUUAUCAAUCGUCCAGGUGCUUCUUGGAAUGAGGCAGUAAAUGCCUUUAGCAUGGUAUGGUUCUUGGCCAAAGCUUCAUCUCGACAAGAAGAUUGGCCAAAUAAUAACUAAAAUAGCAAGUUUGAAGUUAAACAAAUUAAGUGAUUUCAGUAAUUUCAAAUGACCGAUUGGAUUUUUAAGGGUGCUAUUUUCUCCGAUGAACAAUUGCACACACGGAUGAUCCAGGUGAAGAAUAUUGAGAAGAUGUGCCACGUACGAGUUUAGUUUCUGACACCGCUUUUUGGUUAUCAUUAUUAUUUACUAUUAUGUUCAUCGAGAUUAUUUAGUACAGUGCUUAUCAAUCGUUAUAUACUUAUAUCAAAACUCCCAACGUAGACAUUUAUAACAAAUAUCAAUAAUACAAUAUAUGUUCAUCGUACAAUCACAACAAGUACAAUUUUUCUUUAAUAAAAUUUUUCUCAACAUCAGGAUAAAUCCUUAACGUGUACUCUGUUUGCCUGCUGGAGUACAUAAGACUGUUUAAUCAAGAGCUAAUCGAAUACUUUGGCCAAUUAAGGAGAUCUACCUCACUAGAUAACGUGAUUUAGCAUACUUUCCGGAUUCGAUGUCCACGUUGGCAUUAUGCAGUAUUUCGUUCACAGCGGCUAUAUAAACUAUUUCUUAACUUUGUGAAUGUUAUCUGCCGAUAGUUUGUCUGGGUCAUUUUCACACAUAAUCAAUUAAAACCCAAAGUGAGUAGCUACGCUCCUUCGUAGAAUAGUUCUUUUCCGUUUCAGCCUUUUAUCACAAUAACGUAAACACUUGACGUGGAUGAAAUGCGUCGAACAGCCCAUAAUAAGGCGCAGCAUCGUCGUAUCUAAUGCGCCCACGUAAGAAGCGAGGCUCCAAUACACUAGAAAUUUAAAAGAAUGCUGAAUUCGUUAGUAAACCUCCAUACUCUUAAAUACUUUAGCAACUUGGUAUUGCUUCAAUACCUUGAUCUGUAAAAUAAAACAGACAGAAAAAAUGCGGCAUUAUGAUUGUGGUAUACUCCAGCUAUUUUCUUUCAAUCGUUUGCGCUGAGAUCGGCUUCACGCUGCGUUAUGUUCCCAUCGCAUUUUACCUUUUCUCUUUGAACUAAAUAUAUAGUUCAUUAGCCAAUUAAUAGUAUUGACUUAGUGGAACUUCAUCGUAUGCAUGUAUAUUUAUAUAUAUUAUUAUAACGCCCGACUAGCAGGCGGAGGCCAUGGCAACAUACGGUCUGUAUAUGGAUUUGUUAGCAUUAGUUAGAAUAUAUUCACGGUUGUCGAAGUCCAUUGUUGACGCUAUACAGAAGAUCAGAGCUCCGCUAUCGAGAGGGGCAGUUUGAUACGAUAAUUUACACAUAAGUAUUGCAAUUACAAUGAUUACAUACAUAUUUUGAAAAAAAAAUGAUACAUUGCUAAAUAUAAAUUUUUAACGAUACCGAAACCAGCGUACAGUUUAGCGUCCGCUAGCACUCGCUUUAAUUUCGCCGCCUGACGAAACACCUACAUCUGACAUACAGCGUUAGUUAAAUAUAUUUUUACAAUCUACAAAGAUUCAAGGAACACAUUACCAUUUAAUCAUAGUAUCGUUAGUCGCUCGAUUGCCCGCGCUAGAAUUUCGUGUGAGUUUUUUUAAGGUCAAGCUUACAUCUCACAUAGCAGGUUGUUGAAGAAGAUUUGUUCUGGGGUGGCUGGCUCUAACAACAGAUUAAACCACCCUCAGCUCUGCUUCCUUCUUGCUUUCUUCUCGUUCUAUUAGCCUAUCAUUCGUAUUUUUCUUUUUUUUUUUUGAUUUUUAACUAACAUCGCCCGAAAAUUCACUAGGAACUAGUCGGCGUUUCAAA